Kwoniella mangroviensis CBS 8507 is the source of this 441-nucleotide messenger RNA. RefSeq lists its product as uncharacterized. The record is from RefSeq and is a predicted model, not a curated record. Bases 1 to 441 code for a protein of 146 amino acids. Lineage: Eukaryota; Fungi; Basidiomycota; Tremellomycetes; Tremellales; Cryptococcaceae. The transcript has 4 exons.
AUGUCCAACCAGCAACCCAAUCAAGGUAAUCAAGGACAAGCUAUCAAUGAUCUCUCUUCUGCUGAGGCAGUACAACUCUGUCUUAACACGAUCCAACUUAUGCAUCAAGAUAUCAUCAAGAAGACGAAUAUUUUGCGAUCCGCGGAAGCUGCUCGAAUGGUAGGAAUUAUGCACGAUCUUCAAAUUCCUAUUCCUGUCGAUCCAAGGAACGGUAAAGAUUAUCCCGAUAAUAUGCCAGAGGAAUAUCAAAGACUUGAAUCUAUCGCCAACAUCCGAUCUCUGCCAGAUGAACAUCUCAACGCCUGGCUGGGUUUCUACGAUAAAGAACAUGCGGCAGAGAUGAGCAGAGGUCAGAAGGAAGGAACACUGUUCAUUGCUCUUGGUGAAUCCGGUCAAAAUAUGUUGGUCCCCGUAGGAGGAAAUAUCCGAGAUAUCAAUUAG